Caenorhabditis auriculariae is the source of this 7809-nucleotide messenger RNA. Lineage: Eukaryota; Metazoa; Nematoda; Chromadorea; Rhabditida; Rhabditidae. The record is from the annotation of a GenBank genome assembly.
AUGAUCAAAUCGCGGAGCCUGACGUUCCACACGUCGCCGCGCAAGCGAAUCGCCUGCUCCGGCAGCAUCGACGAGAUCAAAGAUCUCAUGUGAGUGAAAUCUCGUCACUUCCAACGAAUUCGUCUCGAAAUUCCGAUCCGAAUCGUGUACUUUUUGCCUCAAAACUCAAGGAAAUUUCAGCACUUUUCCAAUUCCCAUGUGAAUUUCCAUCCACAUGAAGAGCUAUUUGUUUUUAUGGGCUUUUUUGAUUAGGAUUCUGUGCGCGUUUUAUGAUCUUGCGGAGGAAGAAGCCUUUUUGGCCUUUUUGAAAGAUUAUCCGAGGAGAGAAAGGUCGAAAAAGGAUUAGAAUCAGGAGGGAGGUUACUGUAACGAGGGCUUGUGUGUACACGCUGGAGUGCAGAACAAACACAUUUUUUUUACGUCAAAUUUUUUUAUUUCCGCUUUUUUCCAUCUUUUGUUCGUAUGUCGUCGUUUUGUAUUUAGAGACAGUCUAAUAUUUAUGAAAUUGAAGUUUUCGAUAAGCGUCAAGUGUGUAGUCCAUUGAAAAACGGGGGUUUUUUUUUCGCAAAAGUCUUUUUUUAUGUCUUUUUUUCUUGCGUUUUUUAUGCAAAGAAAUCGCAUUGAAAAGAUGUUUCGAUGAAGUUUCAAGUAUUCUUAAGUCAUCUUUUGGAUUUUUGUUGCGAAACGCGCCAAUAAAAAAGAAAUGAAACUACACAUUCUUUGCUUUUUGAAUAUUCUCGGUUUUACUUUUUUUUUUCCAGCCACACUACACGAUCAUCACAUUGGGAACCGCCUUGGGCCUCGUGGCGUUGCAGGUUUUUUUAUCUUCAUUUCGUAUCAAAAAUAAACAAUUUUUAUGAUUAUUUGGCUUUUUCACUGAAAUCUCAAGAGUAUCAUCUAACUUUUUUUUUUUUCUAAAGGAGAUAGUUUUAGGUUGGGAUUACCAUACGGCUGGGAGCAAGCGAAAGACGAUGACGGAAAUAUUUACUUUAUUAAGUGAGGAAGUUUUUUUAUUUUCUCUGAAAUUUCAUGUGACAAAGAAAUACAUCUUUCUCAGGGGAUCAUUUUCUCAAGAUUUCCAAAAAACUUAGAAGAAUUUUUCAGUCAUUUGAACCGAACAACGACUUAUGCCGAUCCAAGACAGUCAAGAGCGCCUGAAGGCCAGAGGACGGUUAUUGUUAAUAGGAGGUGUGGGAAUUUACUUUUUAAUUUUUUUAAUUUUUCUUUUUUUCAAGCCAUACCUUUUCUAAGAAGGAUUCAAAAAAAUGUCAAAGUCUUAGAGUUUGUUAGAAGGGUCAUGCAUUUAACUUUCUUUUUAAGAAAAGACAUCGGGUUCGGAUUUGUGGCCGCUGGACAACUACCCACGAUCAUUCAAUUUGUUUCUCCUGGUGAGUCGUAUUUGAAGUGUUUAAUCUGAUCUUUUGUUUAUUAGAAACUACGAAAUGAUUUUUUCAAUAUAUUGUUUAGUCUUUACAGAUUUUUAACCAAUCUUUUUCUUUGAAACUCGAGUUCAUUUAUUCUUUAUUGUAAGAUAAACUAAUUAUUUUCCAGAAGGACCAUCCGACGGGCUUCUCUACGCCAAUGAUCAAAUCAUUGAAGUGAAUGGCCUCAACGUCCUCAAUGAGACCAAGGAUAAUGUGAUUUUUUUUUCACGGCGUUUUUAAAAAGGUUUUCCUAAAAAAAAAUUUUGUGUUCACCCGGUUUCUAAGAAUCUUGGAGCAGUUCGGCGUUUAAAAAAAUUUAAAAAAUUUUUAAUUAAAAAAUAUGAAAAAAAUAGAAGUCCCUUACCCUGUAUACGGGUAUACCCCCGAUUUUAAGUCAAUUCGUAUUGUUUAGAAACAGUCGAGUUUAUUAAAAAUAACUUUAUUUUAAACUGAGAUUCAAGGAAAAACAUAAAUUCUUUCAAUUUUUUUCAUCAGAUUGUCAACGCCGUCCGAGCUGCCGAUGAAGAGCUGACGAUAACUGUUGAGCAGAUCCCACAGAGAAAUGUUGAUUUCUGUGCGUAGAAAGUUAUUUUAGAAUUCAUUUUUAGAGAACACCAAGAAAAAACUGUAAAGUGCGGUUCACGGACCGAGUUCUCGUUUCUUCGAUGCCUGAAUCGGUGAGUUUUUGAAAAUAUUCAAGUUUUCCAAGUUUUGCGUGCAAAUCCAACCGUUACUGGGGAAAGAAGAUCAGUUCCAAAAAGGAAUUUUAUUUUUUAAGCCCAUGGAAUUCCCUCCACCGUUGCCGAACGUGAUGCGGGUGUUCUUGGAAAACGGCCAAACAAGGUCAUUUCGAUAUGAUGACGUCACGACCGCCAAGGUUUCACCAAUAAAGAAAAAAUUUGAUGAAGUAGUUAUUUCAGGAUAUUUCUGAUUCCCUACUGGAAAAGCUUCAAAUAACCGCCGUAGGACAUUUUUCAUUAGCCCUGGAGUACUCACUUGGCGCCAGGACCAGUCGGAUCAGCUUGCUUCGGCCUGAGACUACUAUUAAAUCUGUUAGUGGAAGAAAUGUAAAACCAAAAAUUAAGGGGGCGUGGUCAAAACCUCCGCCGUUCCCAUGUGACGUCAUGGGAAGAAACGCGUAAACAACAGGAAAUAUUAAAAACGCAUCAAUGGGUCACGAGACGAAUCUAUUUCUCCUUUGAAAAAAUCGCGAAAAUUAAAAAAAAAUAAAUGACGUGUGCCAGAGCGCCGCAGUGUAUGCACACGACACAUUACACUUCACGGAAAAUGGGCGGGUCGUCGCCAAAAAAAAAACGCCGGGAGUGAUGACUUGAGAAGAAAAGUCAGGAGCAUAAAAACCGUCAAAUGCGAAACUUUGCAUUUAUUUUAAACUGUAAACCUUGAAAAUGUUUACUCAUUCAAUGCUUUCGUGAAGUAAAUUUCGAAAUUCGACUUAAAGGUGAUUCAAAUGCCCAACUCGGAACACCUCCGAUGCGUCUUCCGCCUUUCCUUCAUCCCGUCAGACGCCUUCACUCUCUACGUCGAAGAUCCCAAAGGCAUUAGAGUACUACUAUCAGCAAUGCAUCAACGACGUCGUCAGGGGCCGGUUCGCCUUCGAAAUGAGGUGAAAAUCCCCCGGAAAAAGUUGUGGAUGGAAGAUCUCGUGCAGAUAUGAGGCUUGCAUCCGGCUGGCCGCCCUCCACGUCCAGCAAGUCGCCUACGACUGCAAUAUUUUGAAGGAGGGACGCGUCUCGAUCAGUAGGAUUGAGUGAGUUUGAGAAAAAGUUUGAAGAAACGGGAAUGUAAUGAAGAAAAGAUCUCAAAGAAAAAUUUUUUUUAACGGUUUUUCAGGCUUGAAUCCUCCUAAUUUCUGCAUUCUCCGAUUUCUGGUCAAUAUAAUGGGCUCAUUUGAGCAAAACUUGAUGCUUCCUUUUUAAAAUAUCCUCAAAACUUUUUUUUUGAUCUUCCUAUCUGGAAAUUUAGUGUUAAAAACUUACAAAAGCUAAUUUCUUCAACUUUAAACGCUUAAUCUCAUUUUUCAAACCCACCUUCUGCACAGAUUUGGGAAAAAACGAAGUUUUAGAAAAGAAUACGGACUGGAGACGUUCCUGCCGUUGAUCGUCCUGGAAAAUGUCAAGCGACGGGAGAUCCGAAAACACUUGAGGUUCUACUUGAAACGCGACAACUCGCGGCUCAUGGAGUGUAUCGGCAAGCCCGCCUGUAACAAGCAGGAAGAGGAAGCUUGUUAGUGGCUUCUUAAGUGUUUUUCCCCUGAACUGGAGGCUUCAGCAACAGCCUCGGCGGCCCCGUGUGAACCGGGAGCCAUGGUCCGGCUCAAGUACAUCCACAUCGUGUCCCACUUGCCCUCUUUUGGCGGCCGCGCCUUUUCCGUCACCUUCAAGGAGAGCCAGAUCGACAUGAUCAUGCAGGUUUGAGAGGGAAAGAAAUAGUCUUUCAAGAAAAACGGUGAAAGUUUGCGGGUAAUGAAUACGGUUCACAGCUCUUAAGGCCAUUUACAUCGAAGGUAUGAAAGUUGGAAAGAUAGAGAGAUUAAAAUUUGAGCUUCUUGACAUACAUCGGCUACCACAGCCUUUUUGCAUGUACUGAAAUUUGCCGCUUUUGGGGGAUAGGCUGCACUUUUUGGGGGAUAGGCCGCAGUUCUAGGAGAUGCACCCCGGGGUGGGAUCCAGCCGGCGUAUAGUUCUUGUAUAUUGAGCCAUCGAAAAAAGGGUCCUGACACAAUAAUGCACGAGAUAGCGUCUGGCUCCUGGAGAGUGCAGACACGACGCGCCCCUAGUGUCCCAAGCUAGCCGUGAAUCAGCUAUAUGAAGAGUUUUGGGGUCUUAAAAACCAUAAUGAGAUUUCCAUGAUUAGACUUUUGUGAAGGAAUAUUUACUCGUUUACCUCCAAUUUUCUCCCAGGUCGAGCCGCGAACUGGCCUCUUGGUCCGACAUCCAGGCCGCUCGGGCCAGCCUUCCAUAUCGAUCGGUUUCGAUUUGAUUGGUCGCUUGGUCGUGUCCAGGGAAACUGAAGUCGCUUCUUUGAUCAGUAUCCGAUUGGCUAGCAAUCCUAAUCAGGUCAGUCAAAUCGGGAACUAAGAAAAAUUACCCUUUAUAUGACCAUAUUCAAGAGGAAACAACAUUAGAAGGUUUUUCAAUGAAAAAUCGAAUAUUUGACACUAUAAAUUGAUUGAAAAGUUAUUCAGUUUUGUUAAAGAAACAGGUUUUUUAAAACUUUUGGAACUUCUCUCUGAAAACUUUGAGAGUUUUUCAUUGAAUGGAAAGUUUUUUGAAACCUCUUCCUUCUAAAUGCAUCACCAAUCUUCAUUUUCACUUCAGGGCCUCGAAUUCCUGGUGGACAAGGAUGAUCUCGACGAUUUGGUCAUGUAUAUAGUUGGUUAUCACAAGGUGAUUCCAUCAUAAUCAGUUCAAAGCCUAAUUUCAUAGUUCCAGGUGCUCUACGGGUCCGAAUUACAGUGUGAAAUCAAUAAUGCGCCGCCGACGUUGAAGGAACUGCCGAGUGACGGUAAGUUUUUGAAAAAUGGGGGGAAAACGACUCGGAAGUGUACUUUAUUCGGAAAAAGAAUAAUUAGGAUUUUAAUCUAUCUUGAUAAAUUGAAUUCAAAGAUUUUUUUGAACGAGAGAGACAUGAUUUUUAUAUCUAUCAGGCAGUUAAAUUUUUAUACUUUUAAAAACAAUGGGAAUAAUUUCUUUACGAAGGGGAAAAUGGGAACUUCGACUAUUUUUAUUGUUUUGAGAUUUUUCAAACGUGUUUCUUUCCAAAAAUAUCUGCAAAACCCAACGAAAGUCUACUAAUUUCCAGCUCCACCCUAUUCCUCCGUCCAUAACGUUAUGCCAUCCGGAUGGAAUUAUAGCGGCGACGCGACGCCUACUGACAAAGUUGGAAUCAUUCUUCUAUUCGUUAAAAUAUUUAGUUUUCCAGAGCUUCGACCUCUCUGAAGACCCGCCUUCCUACGACUUGGCCAACUCUUUUGUGGAAAUGGCGGCCGAGAAGAGAAAAUUCGAGAUGAACUUGCAGCAGAGCGAGAAGUUAGUGUUCGGUAGAUGUAAUGAGAGAAAAAAAAAACUGGUUUCAGAGAAAAUUUUUAAAAGGUUUUUUCGACUUAUGAGACGACCUAGAGUCUUCUUAAAUUUGGGGGCAAAAAAUGCUUUAGGAACUCAAGAGUGGUCCCUAUAGGGGAUACCUAAAGACCCCUUGGAAGGUCCCUUCUAGUGACCACUAUACCGAAAAAGUGGUCCCUAUAGGGGAGAUUCUAGUCGAUGAUUUUCAUGAACUCUAUGCGAAGAAGCAUUUUCAUGGGAAGAACUCAAUAAAUAAGCGUUUUUUAAAUAAAAUUGAAAGUCCCCUAUAGGGACCACUUCAGCUUCAUAGCUCUGGGAUCAGACCCUGAAGCCUUAUAGGAACGACUUUUCCGACCCCUUAAAAGGUUGUUUAUUCACCUAAUCCCUACAGGGACCACUCUCAAAUUUCGAAGUUAGCCGCGUUUUUCUGCGUUUCCUGCUUCUGUAAAAUAGGGAAAAAUGGGCCUAAUGGAAGAUUUGAAAUUCAAAAUUUUGAAUCAAGGAGAUGAAAGAUAAUUCUUGUACUUUGAAAAUACAGCCGUGGUGCGCGUUUUUCUUCGCCUUAUGAAUUUAUGAAUUUUCUUGGUUGGUGUGCUCAGAAGAUAUUUCAAAGCUCUCCCAGUCAUACACCUGUUCAUUUCAGGAUGAACGGCAUGGAUCAACGACGGCAGUCCGACGUGUCCAAGAAGCUCCUGAAGGCGACGGAUUCGUUACUGACGAAGAAUAGUCGGGAACUUCAUCUCAAGGAGAAAUUCAGUCCGGCUGUGUCAAAGUGAGAUAUUGAAACGUCAUCAAGCUGUAAAUAAUGAAUUCUUCAGACCGACAUCAACGAGGAUGCCGACUAUCAAGCCGGAAAUGCCUUCGGAUUCUUCAGAUACUGAAGAUUCAUCGUUUUCUUCGCCACUGAGGUCGCCUCAUCUCGUUGAUAUCAGCGAGGAUCACGUCGAUCAGCUUGUCAAUGGGUUCGGGAUUUCUCCUAGUUUUCUUUGAAUCUUGUGGACUUUUCAGCGUCAGCCUUCUGACGGCCGACCAUCACCAUAUUCGGAGGGCUUCUAUUGAGACGCUUAUUCAGAACGGACAGAAUGCGGUGAGAUAAUCCGAGUUUUCUCAGGAGUACUUGACUAAGAAAAGUUUAUCGGGCCCCGAGAGGGGGACAACUGGGGGUGCUUGUAGAGGUCUACCCCGGGGCCACGAAAAUCUGGUUUAGGCCCCUCUAUAGGGGUUGAAACAAAAGGGGCCCCUAGAGGGGUAGGAUCAAAUUUUCACUAGAAUUCGCUUCCUCAUAUUCGUCCCUUACUCUUUCAAACAACGCCCCUUAAACAAUUUUUAAGAAAAUUUACCCCUAUAAGGGUCCCUCGUUUAGGGAGUUCAAUGGAAGCUCCGGGUCCCCUCUUCCCUAAUUUUCCGGUCCUAUCGGGGCCCCGAAAUGGCCAAAUUCCUAUCGGGUAUCAAAUAAUGCGAAUAAAUAGUUUUUUUUUGUUGUCAAGGCUUAGAGCAGUCUGACCUAUCUGUGCUCUCUUUUCCCUUGCCGGCACGUUCAAAGGAGCAUGAAGUAGCCCUUCACGCGAUUUUUCAUUAUCUGUGUUUUUUUAAAAGCUACUUCGCCUCGAGAACUUGUCUAUGCGCCUUUAAACACCAAAGGGUUUUGAGAAUUUUUGGUAAUAUCGGAUUAUGUAUCGGGUCUUGAAAAUGACCAGCUUGUAUCCCAUCAUCAUUUCUCGGCGCAAUUCAAGUUUUUCAGAACCUCGAAAGCCUGAUCCUCAAAUUUCCGCACAACUACUCGGAUACGGACAGCGGCGGCGCGAGGACCCCUCAGACGGACGUCGCUGCGGCCGUCGUCGCCAACGGGAAACCCAAUGGCAACGGCUACGCCAAGUAUGGCCAUCAGAUCGCCUCUCCGACUGUUAGGCACGUUUCUCAAGGGAUAGGAGAUGAGCGAAACACUUCUGCAAAACCUAGGGAGGAAAAGCCUGUCGCGGUAGUAGAAGCUGUUUCAGGGAUUUAUAACAUAUUCUUUUGCGCGUCAAAUAAAAUGCAUUGUCUGCGGCUAAGUCGCAUUCCCAGACUUUUAAGCUUCAUAACUUCUUUCCUUUCAAAGUUACAGAGUUACUGAUCAUACCGUUAGAUUCAUCUGAUUCUCAGAUUUCUCACGCUUAGAUCUGCUUCCUAGGACGUCAUUUGAGUUUCCAAUUGCUGUUUUGCUGAAUUCGUCUUUUUUCAGUGAUUCGACGCCAGUUUCCGGUGAUUCCUUGCUCGGCGACACUUCCAUUGCCGCCAUCGACGACGACAUUCCUCUGCUUUAA